Messenger RNA from Centruroides sculpturatus (bark scorpion), 17754 nucleotides. RefSeq names its product titin-like. Gene Ontology annotation, biological process: signal transduction. The record is from RefSeq and is a predicted model, not a curated record. Gene Ontology annotation, molecular function: protein binding. The transcript is spliced from 27 exons. Lineage: Eukaryota; Metazoa; Arthropoda; Arachnida; Scorpiones; Buthidae. Bases 554 to 17692 code for a protein of 5712 amino acids.
CUUUUUAUUAUCUAUGCAUAAUUUUUUUUUAUCACUAACAUUCACAAAAUGUGUUGUGCUGCCAUAAAAGUUAAACUUACACAGCAUUAUUAAUAUUUUAAAAUAACAUUGCAGUCUUUUCUCAUUUUUUUUUUCUUUUUCUUUUUGUGUUCAUGUGCCUUAUUGUUUUCUCUCCUUACAUGUUUCUUCUCUUUCCAGCAGUUUUUCAUUGUGCUAUGUUACCAAGUUAUCCGGAGCUGCUAAUUGAUUUCAGAAUUCAGCAAGUGGCUGUGUUUUGUUUAUUUAUUAUGUACUUUAUAGAUCCCAGUUUUUAUAAAUUCAUUCUUUUUAAAAUAUGAACCUUAAAGUUUUAAGUGUAUCCUAUAGUUAAAUCAUUUUGUAUUUGUUCAGUUUAUCAUAGCCCCUCUUCAUUAGUAACUCUUGAAAAAAGAAACAAAGAAAGAAAAUUGAUACAUGUAUCAAUUUUUUGAUGAAUUUUUACAAAAAAAUAUGAACACAAUACAACAAUAAUAGUGAUGAUAAUUUUUAAAUAUAAGGAAUCAGUUUCAAUCUUAUGUGUUCUAUUUAUUUUAUUUCAGGUGGUACAACUAAAGCUCAGUGGGAAGAUGUUACAGGUUCAACACCACUCACAUUUGUUAACGACUGUGUAUCGUUUACAACCACAGUUUCUGCACGGUUUUGGCUAAUGGAUUGCAGACAGGUAAACGAAGCAACAAGGUUUGCCACAGAAUUGUACAAAGAAGCUAUUCAUGUGCCUUUCAUGGCAAAGUUUGUUGUAUUCGCUAAGCGAUAUGAUCCAAUGGAGGCACAUUUAAGAGUAUUUUGUAUGACAGAUGACAAAGAAGAUAAGACAUUAGAAUCACAGGAACAUUUUGUUGAAGUAGCAAAAAGCAGAGAUGUUGAGGUUUUAGAAGGUAAAUGCCAAUAUCUAGAAUUUGCAGGAAACUUAAUUCCAGUAACAAAAUCAGGGGAGCAACUAUUCCUUGCUUUCCAAGCAUUUAGAGAAAAUCGAUUACCAUUUUUAAUAAGGGUAAAAGAUACACAUCAAGAACCAAUGGGAAGAUUAGCAUUUAUGAGAGAACCUAGAGUUGGAAGAGGAGAACCACCACAAUCUCCUAUAUGUAAUCUCAAUAUUGCUUUGCCUGAUGUAUGCAAGGUUGAUUCUACAAUGGUAAAUGAACUAGUCACGGUGGAGAAGAAAUAUGGUUUUAUUGAAGAAAGUGGGCUAUCAAAACCGGAAUUAAUACAUAGAGCUGAUCUUAGGUUAUCAGAUAUAGCUAAACAGUUAAAGGAUGACUGGGUACCAUUAGCAUUACAAUUAGAUGUUCCUGAAUCUGAUAUUAACACAAUAAAAUCUGAACACUCUGAUGUUAACCAACAAGCAAUUGUAAUGCUGAGGUUAUGGAUGCAGAAAGCAGGAAAUAAAGCAAAUGGCAAUACUCUUGAGAAGGCUCUUAGAAAGAUUAAUAGAGAAGAUAUAAUUAGCAAUUGCAUGUUUAAUGUUGAACUAGUUACAGAUGAUGUUGAGAAAGCUGUAGCUAAAGUACAUCUUGAUCAAUCAGGUUUUGAUGCAUUUAAGGAAGAACUUGGACCUUCUAGAGAUGCUUCUUUAAGAAGAGAAACAUCUCUUGAAAUAUCUUAUGAUGAACAAGAUUUAAUGAAGGAGGCUGAAUCAGCAGCAGAAACUAGUAGUGAAUCAGGAUCAGUUUGUGAGAAAGAUCUUCACACAAAAGAAGGAAAGAAACUUCCAUCACCAAUUGAAGUUAUAAAACAAGACAGUUUGAUUGAAGAUGUGACAAAAAAAGAUAAAGAACAGCCUGAAGUUAAAGUAGAACCAAUUAUUGUAGAUUCAAGUAAAUCAUUAACUGAAACAGUUUCUAAAGAAGUUGAAAUUUCUAAAAUCUCAGAAAUAACUUCCAAGGAAGUAUCUGAGAAAAGUCCAGAAGAAAUAUCUAUCAAAGUUUCUGAAGAUAUAGCUAAAACUGUUGAAGAGCCUGAAGAAAUUUCAAGUGAAAUUUCUGAAGAAGUACUGGAGAAAAUCUGCAGAGAAGUUCCAGAGAAGGCUUCUGAUGAAAUUUUUGAAAAAGUGAAAGAAAUUUCUGAGAGAACUUAUGAAGAAGGACCUCCAUUAUUGUCUUCAGAAAAAAUUCCUGAAGAUCUUUCUAAAAAAAUAUCAAAUGAAAUUUCAGAAGAAUUAUUUGAAAAAAUUAGCAGAGGAAUUCCUGAAAAAGAUGCAGAAGAAAGUGUUAAAAAAACAGAAGUUUUUGAAAAAAUAUCACAUAUUUCACCUUCCAAGGAUAUUAGUGAAGAAGCUUAUGAAGAAAUUCAAGAAGAGAUAUUUAAAAAAGUUAUCAAACAUGAACCUGAAAAAGUAUCAGAAGAAGUUUUUAAAAAGCUAUCUGAUGAUAAUUUAAGUGAUAAGUUAUCUGAUUAUUCAAGCUCACAAAUUAUUAUUAAAGAUGAAAAGGAUGUUCAAGAUAAAACUUCACCAGAACACAUGAAGGAAGAAACAGUUACCAAAUUAGUUAUUACUAAAACAGUUACAGAUGGAGAUCUUUUAGAAGAUUUGCAACAAGCAUUUCAAGAUAUAAAUGUUUUGCAAUCAUCUGAUGAAGGUAUUUUUUUAAUUUGCAAGGAAUUUUCUGAGUUUAACAUAAAUAUGAGGCUGAAUCAGCAGCAGAAACUAGUAGUGAAUCAGGAUCAGUUUGUGAGAAAGAUCUUCACACAAAAGGUAUCUCAAGUCAAAAAAGGAAAGAAACUUCCAUCACCAAUUGAAGUUAUAAAACAAGACAGUUUGAUUGAAGAUGUGACAAAAAAAGAUAAAGAACAGCCUGAAGUUAAAGUAGAACCAAUUAUUGUAGAUUCAAGUAAAUCAUUAACUGAAACAGUUUCUAAAGAAGUUGAAAUUUCUAAAAUCUCAGAAAUAACUUCCAAGGAAGUAUCUGAGAAAAGUCCAGAAGAAAUAUCUAUCAAAGUUUCUGAAGAUAUAGCUAAAACUGUUGAAGAGCCUGAAGAAAUUUCAAGUGAAAUUUCUGAAGAAGUACUGGAGAAAAUCUGCAGAGAAGUUCCAGAGAAGGCUUCUGAUGAAAUUUUUGAAAAAGUGAAAGAAAUUUCUGAGAGAACUUAUGAAGAAGGACCUCCAUUAUUCAGAGGAAUUCCUGAAAAAGAUGCAGAAGAAAGUGUUAAAAAAACAGAAGUUUUUGAAAAAAUAUCACAUAUUUCACCUUCCAAGGAUAUUAGUGAAGAAGCUUAUGAAGAAAUUCAAGAAGAGAUAUUUAAAAAAGUUAUCAAACAUGAACCUGAAAAAGUAUCAGAAGAAGUUUUUAAAAAGCUAUCUGAUGAUAAUUUAAGUGAUAAGUUAUCUGAUUAUUCAAGCUCACAAAUUAUUAUUAAAGAUGAAAAGGAUGUUCAAGAUAAAACUUCACCAGAACACAUGAAGGAAGAAACAGUUACCAAAUUAGUUAUUACUAAAACAGUUACAGAUGGAGAUCUUUUAGAAGAUUUGCAACAAGCAUUUCAAGAUAUAAAUGUUUUGCAAUCAUCUGAUGAAGAAGGAAAGAAACUUCCAUCACCAAUUGAAGUUAUAAAACAAGACAGUUUGAUUGAAGAUGUGACAAAAAAAGAUAAAGAACAGCCUGAAGUUAAAGUAGAACCAAUUAUUGUAGAUUCAAGUAAAUCAUUAACUGAAACAGUUUCUAAAGAAGUUGAAAUUUCUAAAAUCUCAGAAAUAACUUCCAAGGAAGUAUCUGAGAAAAGUCCAGAAGAAAUAUCUAUCAAAGUUUCUGAAGAUAUAGCUAAAACUGUUGAAGAGCCUGAAGAAAUUUCAAGUGAAAUUUCUGAAGAAGUACUGGAGAAAAUCUGCAGAGAAGUUCCAGAGAAGGCUUCUGAUGAAAUUUUUGAAAAAGUGAAAGAAAUUUCUGAGAGAACUUAUGAAGAAGGACCUCCAUUAUUCAGAGGAAUUCCUGAAAAAGAUGCAGAAGAAAGUGUUAAAAAAACAGAAGUUUUUGAAAAAAUAUCACAUAUUUCACCUUCCAAGGAUAUUAGUGAAGAAGCUUAUGAAGAAAUUCAAGAAGAGAUAUUUAAAAAAGUUAUCAAACAUGAACCUGAAAAAGUAUCAGAAGAAGUUUUUAAAAAGCUAUCUGAUGAUAAUUUAAGUGAUAAGUUAUCUGAUUAUUCAAGCUCACAAAUUAUUAUUAAAGAUGAAAAGGAUGUUCAAGAUAAAACUUCACCAGAACACAUGAAGGAAGAAACAGUUACCAAAUUAGUUAUUACUAAAACAGUUACAGAUGGAGAUCUUUUAGAAGAUUUGCAACAAGCAUUUCAAGAUAUAAAUGUUUUGCAAUCAUCUGAUGAAGGUCAAGUGCUAAGUAUUAAAGAAACCAAAACACCACCACCAUCACCAGCAGAAAAGAAUGCAAAAGGAGAACAGGAAACAUCUGUUCAAGAAAAAAAAGAGGUUUUAGAAGAUGGGACAAUAAAACAUGUUGUUACAACAGUUACUAAAACCACAAUUGUGCAAGAUGGAGAAGAACUUCAAUUGGAUAGAGAUCAAAUUGCAAAAUUAGUUGAAUCGGAAACGUGGCCAUCGGGUGAAAUGGACACUAGCCAAGUUUCUGUUUCGAGUUUGCCAGAAGAUGAAAAAUCUGAACCUACUACAGCAACAAUGUCUAGCGGUACUACAGCUGAACAAGAUAUUUCAUCUGCAGAUGGAGACAAACCUCAAAUAGAAACUCGUGUUGAAGAAAAAGUUAUUCACACAGAAGGAAAGAAACUUCCAUCACCAAUUGAAGUUAUAAAACAAGACAGUUUGAUUGAAGAUGUGACAAAAAAAGAUAAAGAACAGCCUGAAGUUAAAGUAGAACCAAUUAUUGUAGAUUCAAGUAAAUCAUUAACUGAAACAGUUUCUAAAGAAGUUGAAAUUUCUAAAAUCUCAGAAAUAACUUCCAAGGAAGUAUCUGAGAAAAGUCCAGAAGAAAUAUCUAUCAAAGUUUCUGAAGAUAUAGCUAAAACUGUUGAAGAGCCUGAAGAAAUUUCAAGUGAAAUUUCUGAAGAAGUACUGGAGAAAAUCUGCAGAGAAGUUCCAGAGAAGGCUUCUGAUGAAAUUUUUGAAAAAGUGAAAGAAAUUUCUGAGAGAACUUAUGAAGAAGGACCUCCAUUAUUGUCUUCAGAAAAAAUUCCUGAAGAUCUUUCUAAAAAAAUAUCAAAUGAAAUUUCAGAAGAAUUAUUUGAAAAAAUUAGCAGAGGAAUUCCUGAAAAAGAUGCAGAAGAAAGUGUUAAAAAAACAGAAGUUUUUGAAAAAAUAUCACAUAUUUCACCUUCCAAGGAUAUUAGUGAAGAAGCUUAUGAAGAAAUUCAAGAAGAGAUAUUUAAAAAAGUUAUCAAACAUGAACCUGAAAAAGUAUCAGAAGAAGUUUUUAAAAAGCUAUCUGAUGAUAAUUUAAGUGAUAAGUUAUCUGAUUAUUCAAGCUCACAAAUUAUUAUUAAAGAUGAAAAGGAUGUUCAAGAUAAAACUUCACCAGAACACAUGAAGGAAGAAACAGUUACCAAAUUAGUUAUUACUAAAACAGUUACAGAUGGAGAUCUUUUAGAAGAUUUGCAACAAGCAUUUCAAGAUAUAAAUGUUUUGCAAUCAUCUGAUGAAGGUCAAGUGCUAAGUAUUAAAGAAACCAAAACACCACCACCAUCACCAGCAGAAAAGAAUGCAAAAGGAGAACAGGAAACAUCUGUUCAAGAAAAAAAAGAGGUUUUAGAAGAUGGGACAAUAAAACAUGUUGUUACAACAGUUACUAAAACCACAAUUGUGCAAGAUGGAGAAGAACUUCAAUUGGAUAGAGAUCAAAUUGCAAAAUUAGUUGAAUCGGAAACGUGGCCAUCGGGUGAAAUGGACACUAGCCAAGUUUCUGUUUCGAGUUUGCCAGAAGAUGAAAAAUCUGAACCUACUACAGCAACAAUGUCUAGCGGUACUACAGCUGAACAAGAUAUUUCAUCUGCAGAUGGAGACAAACCUCAAAUAGAAACUCGUGUUGAAGAAAAAGAAUGGACUGAAACAGAUGAAUCCGGAGGUGUUAUGCAUGUGAUUUGUAAAAAAACUACAAUAACAAAAGAGCCUGAGGAAAUUAUUAUAACUAAAGGGAAAGUUGAUGCAGAAGCAGUUAGUUUGCCAGGAGAAACCUCAGUUCAACAUCCAGGUGAGGAAGAUAUGGAAUUAACUGUUGAUGAAAAUAAUAUUUCCGAAAAACCAGCAGAUGAGAAAGAAGAAUCAUUAAGUUUUGCAGAAAAAAGAAAUUUCUUUCAGAGACUUUCAAUGACAAAUGAUGUUCCAGUUAGUACUUCAACAGUUGUUAAGACAUCAAAAGAAACAAUUCAAACCGAAUUUCAAAAAACAGGUGAAGUAAUUGAAGAACAGAUUAGUUUUUCAGAAAAAUUAAAGAUGUUUCAAGCUGAAAAAGAGGAUGUAAAAAAACAAUCCCCUGAAAAGGUUAAAGAUGAAAAUGAGCAAAAAUUAUUUGAACUUGAUAAAGAGGAGUUAACAGAAAGUGAAAUUGCUGCAGUUGAAUAUUUAGAAAGCAAAAAUAUAAUGACAGAACAAGAAGUAGAAGAAAGUUCAGGCAAAAAAGACAUAUCAAUAAAAGAAACCACUUCUCUUGAAGCUGUUGAACAGGAAGUUGCAUCUAUGUUAGCUGAAGUUGACAGACAAAGUAAAGAAUUAUUAGGUCAUGUAGUUGGGCUGCUCCCUGAAGGGGACCAGCAUUCAACUAAAUUAGAUAUUUCUGAAACAGAAAAAGAAACAGAUGGAAAAUAUGUUCCACUGGACCUUCAUUAUGCAGUUGAAAAAGAUAUUUCUUCCACUGAAUUUCAGUUUGAAGUGAGUGGAAGAGAUUUAGAUGAAUCACUUGUUUCAGAAUGUAAGCCAAAGCAAUUAGAAAGUAUUGAAACAGAAUCACAUUUAAAAGCUAAUGAAACAGCUAUAUCUCAUCCUCCACCACCUGAUGCUUUUGCUACAACUACCCCAUUUUGGCCACCACAAUCUCCAAGUAAAGUUAGAGAUGAAAGUUUUAUGCCAGAGCAGCAGACCGCUGCAGGCAAGACGACAACUGAAGAUUCUGUACUUCCCUCCCCUUCCAAAGAUUCUCCUAUCCAAGCAAAAACUGUUGGUCUUGAUGAAUCUUCUCAUUCUGUAUUACUUCCAUCCUUUGGCAUGGAUGACGAAAAAUCUUCCUCAAAUGAAAUCAAAGCAAAAAUUACUUCAGAACAGGUUCAUGAUUCAGAAUUUAUUUCAAAAUCUUCUAGUGAGUCUGUGUUCAAAGACUCAGCUCAGAAAGAUGAAUUACAUAUAGAUGAUUCUAAGUUAGCAGAUGAAGAUGAUGAUGAUGAUAUUAAUUUGUUCAAGGAUAAAGAUGAAUAUGAAAUGACUGUUAAUUUAUCUGUAAAAGUUCAGCAGCAAAUAAAAUCACAAAUAUUGAAUGAAGAAUUAGAUCAAUCUAUUGAAGAAAAUCCACCUGAAGAAAAAGUAUUAGGUAUUAGUAAUAUUCCAGAUUUUGAUCAUGAAGAAAAAGUAGCACAGCAAAUAAGAACAACAAUAUUAUCACAGGAAUUAGAAGCAGAUAUUGAAAGUGCUUCUCCAGAACAGAAAGAAUUUCCUGUUCACAGUGCUGCAGUUGAAAGUGGAUUUAAUAUUGAAACUUUAAAAACAUCUGACUAUCUAUUACAAAAUGCUCUUCAACAAGAAACAGAACAAAUUACAUGGGAAACACCUAUUCAAGAAGAAACUGAAACUGUAUUGCAUGAGGAAGUUAAAGAAAUUCCAAGAGAAAAACAAUUGAUUGUAGAACAUGAUGAGGAAGUUAUAUCUGAAGGAGAUGAUGCUAUGAAGGAUACACAGAACAGCGAUUCUAUUUGUCCUACUUCAGAGAGUUCUAUUUCAGAAAAAGAUAAAUUUAAACCCUCAUCAUUAGAACAAGUAUCAUCAGAAAUAUCUGAUGAAGAUCUUGUUGAAAGAGAUCAUUCAUCUUCAGAACUAGAAACUAAACCAAUAAAUAUUUUAAAAGAAGAAAUGGAUUUAAUGAAAAAAGAACUUUUGGAAGAAAAAACUAAAAAGGAAUUAACAUCAGAAGAUUUAUAUAAAAGUUCAGAAACUCAGCUUCAAGAUGAAACACCUACAGAUAAAAAAAGUGAUAUUUUAGAAUCUGAUCAAAUGAAAACAGAACAUGAAAGUCAUACUGAUUCAUACACAUCAGAAAGUUCUGAUUAUACACACAGAGAAACUGAGGUAAAUAGUUCUGGAGCAAUAUCUGAAGAUUCACAUUAUAAAGAUAGGCAAGAUUCUUCAGAAAUAUCAGAUAGGGAAAGUAGUCAACCUCUCUUUGUUACUGCUGAAACCUUAUAUACAACUGAUGGCAGGGAAGAUAAAAGAAGUGAUUCAGAACCUUCAGAUGGAGUCAAGGAUCCUAGUAAUAUUGUUUUAAGACAAAAAUCAGCAUCUAAAAAAGAUAAACAAGGAGGACAAGAGAUGGAAUCAUGGUCUAGUUCUGGUGAAACUGAAAGUCAUUAUUAUUCUUUUGAAACUUCAGAAAGUGGGAAAACAUCUAGAGACACUCCUGCUAUUAGUAGGCCAUGUUCUUCUGAAUUUGAAGUUACAAUUGUAAGUGGUCAGCCAUCUUCUGAAUAUGAAACAUGUGUCACAUCCCAGGAAACUUCCAUUGGAGUAUCUGAAUCUUAUACAACUGCAGUAACAUCCCAAGAAACAUCUUAUUCUACUGCUUGCUCAUCUCUCAGUCAUAGUUCAAGAGAAUCAGCAUAUUCAGUUGAUUCUGAAAGUUCUGGACACUUAGCAAGUUUGGAAUUAUCUUCAGAAACCAGUGAAACACUCGUUCCUUCUGCACAAGAAAUAGAAAUGGAUCUAGUGCAAGAAAUAGAUACACCAGUUUUAGAAGAAGAAAUUGCUGCCCAGGCUGGAUUUAAAGAACCAUAUGAUUCAGAAAUUCCGGAAUGCAUAAUCAGGGAAGGAGUGGAAGUUCCUUUUCUCAAAGAUUGGUCUUUACAAGCAAAUGAAAGUGAUAUAUCUUCAGCAAAAGAAUGGAUUUGGCCUUGUGAAAGAGACAUACAGAUGGUCAUGAGUCCUUUUGAAAUAAUUACAAAUGAUGAUUUAGCAGAAUGUUUACAGGAUCAAGCUGCUCAAGAGCCUUUAUCUGAUUCUGAUAAAGGUUUAUAUGAUGUACAAUCAAAAGAAACAAUUCAAAUAGAUUCGUUAGAAACUAAAUCUGAAAAAAGCGUGGAAGAAGAAAAACUUAUUUCAGAGAUGCAGAAUGAUAAAGCAGAAAGUGAAAAAUAUUUAUUAUGCUCUGAGAGCUCAGAAUUGCCUUCUCAGUCUAUUGAAGCAAUAGAUAAACUGGAAGUUGGAACAGCACUUAGUGAUGAUGUUGCUGAGCAACUUAGUCAUGAUGAACUUUCUAUAUCAGAAAGUUCUGCCACUCAGAGUGAGCAGACUUGGCAGACUUCUAGUAUAGAAACUGCUAUCCAUAUUUCCCAACAGAUGUCCUCCUGUUUUAAGCCUUAUACUGAAACUCCCCCAGUAACUAGAGUAGAUAGCACUGUUUCCGAUGUCACAUUAGAUCUCUCAGGUUCUCCCAUACAUAGUGCCAUUGUUCAAGAUAAUUUACAAUCUGCUCAAGAACCUUCAAUAUAUCAUCAAUUAAAUGGUCCAGUUGAAGUUGAAUACAUUCCUGAAUAUGAUGCUCCUUUUGAUGACAGUAGAGAAAAUAUUUCGGUUCAGAAUGUCCAAGAAACUCAAAUUCAAAAUUAUGAUGCUGAAGGACAGUAUAUGCAAAUAAGUGAUGAUCAAGCAGACUUUAAUUCUGAGAGAUGUUUAUUUCUUGAUUCUGAAGAAAUGGUAACUUCAUCUCAACCUCCAGUUGAAUUUUCUGAACAAUGGAUAUCUGAUGGAGAAGUUCAAGCUCAGGCCAGAGAAGAUAGUUUAUCAUUACUCACAGAAGAUUUAUGGCAACAACAUGUUCAUAGGCAUGAAUCAGAAAUUGAGAAAACACCAGAUAUACAACACGAUGAUAUAGGUGAAACAAAUUGUUUACCAGAAAGUGAACAGAAUGUUCUACAUAGCCAAGGUUUUGUUCAUAUAAAUUCUGAAAUGGUUAAAGAUUAUGAAAUAGAAAAACCAAAGUUAGAAAGUAGAGACUCGUUUGAUAUGACUGAUAAAGCAGAAGCUAUAGAUACCUCCCCUGAAGAUGAAAGAUAUGAUAAUCUUCUCCAUGAUUUAGAUGAACAAAUUUGUGAUGAUGAUUCUAUAAAAGAUAAAACAUCUGAAUCAUUUCAGAAAUUAAGUACGGAUUCUAUUCAGGAUCAAAGAGAGCCUGCAGAUAAAAAUGGCUUAUUGGUUACUAAAGAAACAUUAUAUGAAUCUCAGAAUACAUACUUAUAUAAUAUGGGGUUUGAGAAAGAACUUCCUGAAGAAGUUUUAGAUGUGGCUGAGGAUCAGUUUACUGAAGAGAAAGAUAAAUUGCAGGAUUCUUAUCAAGAAACUGAAUUUGUUGAUGGUGUAUAUGAAAGAGGUCAAGAAUAUGAUGAUGUCAGUCUUGGUUAUGGUGAAUUAUAUACACAUCAAGAAGAAGAUGAAGAAACUGAAGAUGCAGAAAGAGAUGAAAGGCAUUAUAGUCCAGCUGCUGUAUCAAUAGACGAAAGCAAACGAAGUACACCCAGUUAUGAUACUUUAGGUGUUCGUAAAUUUUUUGGUAGAAGUGGAGAGCAUGAUGAUAUGUCUGUGUCAUCAUUACAAGAAUUUGAAAGAUUAGAAGCAGAAAUAGCAAUGGGAUCAAGAAUGAGCCAAGGAUCUGGUGAUUCAAAUGAAAGACAUAGUGUAACAAAAAGUGGAGAACAUGAUGAUGUAUCAAUGAAUUCUUUAAUAGAAUUUGAAAAAUUGGAAACAGAAUGCAUUGAAGUUGAACAUAGUGAAUCAGUACCAGUGGUUGAAAAAUUAUCUGAAAUUGAAGAAGGGCAUGAAAGCUUAUCAGAAGCAAGUCAAGGAACUCUGUCUGAUCAUGCUGCUGAGCAUGAAGAAUCAGAAGAUUCAGAUGAUUAUGAUAAACGAAUGUGUGAAAUUGAUGAAAUUAUUCGGCAAGCUCAAUCUAAUGUUGAAAAAUUUGAUGAUAGUUCAGCUGUACUAAGUUCAGAAAAGUCUCCUGCUAAGCAUGUUCAUACAGUUUCUAGUGAUAGUACAGAGAGUAGUCUUGUUGAUAAAUCACCAUCUCCAAAAAAAUAUCAGGGUUCCUUGAAAGAGACAGAAAGAACACAAAUAUUGCUGGAUACUCAAUUACCAAUUUCACUUGAACGAGAACAAGCUGAACAUGAAUUGGAAAGUCCAGCAACACUUGCCCGACAUAUUAUUAUCGGGAGAACAAUAAGUGGCCAUUCUGUUGAAAGUGGAGAAUCUCUUCCAAGGAGUUCUACAUCAACAGUCACUCAAUAUGAUACAGAGUCUUUAAAAGAUAGAGAAAUAGAUGUGGAAGAGAUUGAUAUUGGCUGUGAAGACAAAAAAAUUUCACCAUCUGAAGAAGAAAAAUAUUUUAUUCAAGAAACUGAUCAAGAUAGUUUUCAAACUGAAUGGAAUCUUCAUGAUUUAGCUGAACAUGGAUCAGAUCAAAUCAAACAAACCUGUGAUACUGAAUUUCAUUCCAUCCCAAAUAUAGAUCAUUUGAAACAGUUACAACCAGUAGAAUUUAGAUUACAAGAUGAUAUUACUAAAGAAACUUUUGAUAUUCAAUGGCAAGAAGAAGAAUCUCAUUUAAGUACAGAAAAUUUGACUGGUGAAGGGGAAAGCAUAAAAGCAGAAACAACAGGUUCAGGUCAUUCUAGUUCAAAUGGAAGAGAUGGAGAACAUGAUAUGAGUGGAAAAGGAGAUUNAAAAGAAGUUAUUAUUAAAUUUUGUUUGACUACAAAGAAUAAGAUUUCAGGUAUUUGGCAGACUUAUCCUUUCCCACUAAUAUUUGUCUUUGCUAACAUUCUAGAAAGUUUUAUGCCAGAGCAGCAGACCGCUGCAGGCAAGACGACAACUGAAGAUUCUGUACUUCCCUCCCCUUCCAAAGAUUCUCCUAUCCAAGCAAAAACUGUUGGUCUUGAUGAAUCUUCUCAUUCUGUAUUACUUCCAUCCUUUGGCAUGGAUGACGAAAAAUCUUCCUCAAAUGAAAUCAAAGCAAAAAUUACUUCAGAACAGGUUCAUGAUUCAGAAUUUAUUUCAAAAUCUUCUAGUGAGUCUGUGUUCAAAGACUCAGCUCAGAAAGAUGAAUUACAUAUAGAUGAUUCUAAGUUAGCAGAUGAAGAUGAUGAUGAUGAUAUUAAUUUGUUCAAGGAUAAAGAUGAAUAUGAAAUGACUGUUAAUUUAUCUGUAAAAGUUCAGCAGCAAAUAAAAUCACAAAUAUUGAAUGAAGAAUUAGAUCAAUCUAUUGAAGAAAAUCCACCUGAAGAAAAAGUAUUAGGUAUUAGUAAUAUUCCAGAUUUUGAUCAUGAAGAAAAAGUAGCACAGCAAAUAAGAACAACAAUAUUAUCACAGGAAUUAGAAGCAGAUAUUGAAAGUGCUUCUCCAGAACAGAAAGAAUUUCCUGUUCACAGUGCUGCAGUUGAAAGUGGAUUUAAUAUUGAAACUUUAAAAACAUCUGACUAUCUAUUACAAAAUGCUCUUCAACAAGAAACAGAACAAAUUACAUGGGAAACACCUAUUCAAGAAGAAACUGAAACUGUAUUGCAUGAGGAAGUUAAAGAAAUUCCAAGAGAAAAACAAUUGAUUGUAGAACAUGAUGAGGAAGUUAUAUCUGAAGGAGAUGAUGCUAUGAAGGAUACACAGAACAGCGAUUCUAUUUGUCCUACUUCAGAGAGUUCUAUUUCAGAAAAAGAUAAAUUUAAACCCUCAUCAUUAGAACAAGUAUCAUCAGAAAUAUCUGAUGAAGAUCUUGUUGAAAGAGAUCAUUCAUCUUCAGAACUAGAAACUAAACCAAUAAAUAUUUUAAAAGAAGAAAUGGAUUUAAUGAAAAAAGAACUUUUGGAAGAAAAAACUAAAAAGGAAUUAACAUCAGAAGAUUUAUAUAAAAGUUCAGAAACUCAGCUUCAAGAUGAAACACCUACAGAUAAAAAAAGUGAUAUUUUAGAAUCUGAUCAAAUGAAAACAGAACAUGAAAGUCAUACUGAUUCAUACACAUCAGAAAGUUCUGAUUAUACACACAGAGAAACUGACGUAAAUAGUUCUGGAGCAAUAUCUGAAGAUUCACAUUAUAAAGAUAGGCAAGAUUCUUCAGAAAUAUCAGAUAGGGAAAGUAGUCAACCUCUCUUUGUUACUGCUGAAACCUUAUAUACAACUGAUGGCAGGGAAGAUAAAAGAAGUGAUUCAGAACCUUCAGAUGGAGUCAAGGAUCCUAGUAAUAUUGUUUUAAGACAAAAAUCAGCAUCUAAAAAAGAUAAACAAGGAGGACAAGAGAUGGAAUCAUGGUCUAGUUCUGGUGAAACUGAAAGUCAUUAUUAUUCUUUUGAAACUUCAGAAAGUGGGAAAACACCUAGAGACACUCCUGCUAUUAGUAGGCCAUGUUCUUCUGAAUUUGAAGUUACAAUUGUAAGUGGUCAGCCAUCUUCUGAAUAUGAAACAUGUGUCACAUCCCAGGAAACUUCCAUUGGAGUAUCUGAAUCUUAUACAACUGCAGUAACAUCCCAAGAAACAUCUUAUUCUACUGCUUGCUCAUCUCUCAGUCAUAGUUCAAGAGAAUCAGCAUAUUCAGUUGAUUCUGAAAGUUCUGGACACUUAGCAAGUUUGGAAUUAUCUUCAGAAACCAGUGAAACACUCGUUCCUUCUGCACAAGAAAUAGAAAUGGAUCUAGUGCAAGAAAUAGAUACACCAGUUUUAGAAGAAGAAAUUGCUGCCCAGGCUGGAUUUAAAGAACCAUAUGAUUCAGAAAUUCCGGAAUGCAUAAUCAGGGAAGGAGUGGAAGUUCCUUUUCUCAAAGAUUGGUCUUUACAAGCAAAUGAAAGUGAUAUAUCUUCAGCAAAAGAAUGGAUUUGGCCUUGUGAAAGAGACAUACAGAUGGUCAUGAGUCCUUUUGAAAUAAUUACAAAUGAUGAUUUAGCAGAAUGUUUACAGGAUCAAGCUGCUCAAGAGCCUUUAUCUGAUUCUGAUAAAGGUUUAUAUGAUGUACAAUCAAAAGAAACAAUUCAAAUAGAUUCGUUAGAAACUAAAUCUGAAAAAAGCGUGGAAGAAGAAAAACUUAUUUCAGAGAUGCAGAAUGAUAAAGCAGAAAGUGAAAAAUAUUUAUUAUGCUCUGAGAGCUCAGAAUUGCCUUCUCAGUCUAUUGAAGCAAUAGAUAAACUGGAAGUUGGAACAGCACUUAGUGAUGAUGUUGCUGAGCAACUUAGUCAUGAUGAACUUUCUAUAUCAGAAAGUUCUGCCACUCAGAGUGAGCAGACUUGGCAGACUUCUAGUAUAGAAACUGCUAUCCAUAUUUCCCAACAGAUGUCCUCCUGUUUUAAGCCUUAUACUGAAACUCCCCCAGUAACUAGAGUAGAUAGCACUGUUUCCGAUGUCACAUUAGAUCUCUCAGGUUCUCCCAUACAUAGUGCCAUUGUUCAAGAUAAUUUACAAUCUGCUCAAGAACCUUCAAUAUAUCAUCAAUUAAAUGGUCCAGUUGAAGUUGAAUACAUUCCUGAAUAUGAUGCUCCUUUUGAUGACAGUAGAGAAAAUAUUUCGGUUCAGAAUGUCCAAGAAACUCAAAUUCAAAAUUAUGAUGCUGAAGGACAGUAUAUGCAAAUAAGUGAUGAUCAAGCAGACUUUAAUUCUGAGAGAUGUUUAUUUCUUGAUUCUGAAGAAAUGGUAACUUCAUCUCAACCUCCAGUUGAAUUUUCUGAACAAUGGAUAUCUGAUGGAGAAGUUCAAGCUCAGGCCAGAGAAGAUAGUUUAUCAUUACUCACAGAAGAUUUAUGGCAACAACAUGUUCAUAGACAUGAAUCAGAAAUUGAGAAAACACCAGAUAUACAACACGAUGAUAUAGGUGAAACAAAUUGUUUACCAGAAAGUGAACAGAAUGUUCUACAUAGCCAAGGUUUUGUUCAUAUAAAUUCUGAAAUGGUUAAAGAUUAUGAAAUAGAAAAACCAAAGUUAGAAAGUAGAGACUCGUUUGAUAUGACUGAUAAAGCAGAAGCUAUAGAUACCUCCCCUGAAGAUGAAAGAUAUGAUAAUCUUCUCCAUGAUUUAGAUGAACAAAUUUGUGAUGAUGAUUCUAUAAAAGAUAAAACAUCUGAAUCAUUUCAGAAAUUAAGUACGGAUUCUAUUCAGGAUCAAAGAGAGCCUGCAGAUAAAAAUGGCUUAUUGGUUACUAAAGAAACAUUAUAUGAAUCUCAGAAUACAUACUUAUAUAAUAUGGGGUUUGAGAAAGAACUUCCUGAAGAAGUUUUAGAUGUGGCUGAGGAUCAGUUUACUGAAGAGAAAGAUAAAUUGCAGGAUUCUUAUCAAGAAACUGAAUUUGUUGAUGGUGUAUAUGAAAGAGGUCAAGAAUAUGAUGAUGUCAGUCUUGGUUAUGGUGAAUUAUAUACACAUCAAGAAGAAGAUGAAGAAACUGAAGAUGCAGAAAGAGAUGAAAGGCAUUAUAGUCCAGCUGCUGUAUCAAUAGACGAAAGCAAACGAAGUACACCCAGUUAUGAUACUUUAGGUGUUCGUAAAUUUUUUGGUAGAAGUGGAGAGCAUGAUGAUAUGUCUGUGUCAUCAUUACAAGAAUUUGAAAGAUUAGAAGCAGAAAUAGCGAUGGGAUCAAGAAUGAGCCAAGGAUCUGGUGAUUCAAAUGAAAGACAUAGUGUAACAAAAAGUGGAGAACAUGAUGAUGUAUCAAUGAAUUCUUUAAUAGAAUUUGAAAAAUUGGAAACAGAAUGCAUUGAAGUUGAACAUAGUGAAUCAGUACCAGUGGUUGAAAAAUUAUCUGAAAUUGAAGAAGGGCAUGAAAGCUUAUCAGAAGCAAGUCAAGGAACUCUGUCUGAUCAUGCUGCUGAGCAUGAAGAAUCAGAAGAUUCAGAUGAUUAUGAUAAACGAAUGUGUGAAAUUGAUGAAAUUAUUCGGCAAGCUCAAUCUAAUGUUGAAAAAUUUGAUGAUAGUUCAGCUGUACUAAGUUCAGAAAAGUCUCCUGCUAAGCAUGUUCAUACAGUUUCUAGUGAUAGUACAGAGAGUAGUCUUGUUGAUAAAUCACCAUCUCCAAAAAAAUAUCAGGGUUCCUUGAAAGAGACAGAAAGAACACAAAUAUUGCUGGAUACUCAAUUACCAAUUUCACUUGAACGAGAACAAGCUGAACAUGAAUUGGAAAGUCCAGCAACACUUGCCCGACAUAUUAUUAUCGGGAGAACAAUAAGUGGCCAUUCUGUUGAAAGUGGAGAAUCUCUUCCAAGGAGUUCUACAUCAACAGUCACUCAAUAUGAUACAGAGUCUUUAAAAGAUAGAGAAAUAGAUGUGGAAGAGAUUGAUAUUGGCUGUGAAGACAAAAAAAUUUCACCAUCUGAAGAAGAAAAAUAUUUUAUUCAAGAAACUGAUCAAGAUAGUUUUCAAACUGAAUGGAAUCUUCAUGAUUUAGCUGAACAUGGAUCAGAUCAAAUCAAACAAACCUGUGAUACUGAAUUUCAUUCCAUCCCAAAUAUAGAUCAUUUGAAACAGUUACAACCAGUAGAAUUUAGAUUACAAGAUGAUAUUACUAAAGAAACUUUUGAUAUUCAAUGGCAAGAAGAAGAAUCUCAUUUAAGUACAGAAAAUUUGACUGGUGAAGGGGAAAGCAUAAAAGCAGAAACAACAGGUUCAGGUCAUUCUAGUUCAAAUGGAAGAGAUGGAGAACAUGAUAUGAGUGGAAAAGGAGAUUGCAUGGUUUCUAGCACUGACUCAAUUGACCCGAGCAGUUCUACUGCAACUCAUGCAACUUAUCAGUUUGAAACUGAUUCAGUUAUGUCAUCAAGUAUUAACAGUGCUCAAGCAUCUGGAGAAGAAUUUACUAUGAUAUCAAGUACAGACACUUUAGAAGCGGAAACGAAAGUAACUCAUGUAAAUGAACUUGCUUUUGAAGAAAUACCUGAAGCACCACAUGCUGAAGAAGAAAUAUUAUUAGGAGGUGAUAAAACUGAAUCAAUGUCAGUUGAACAAUCUGUAACAAUACAGAUAGGAACUGAAGAAUAUGAAUCUUUACCUCAGGAAGUAAAAGAUAAAGUAAAUAAAAUGUUAGCUGCUUCAGAAGUUGAUCCUGAAAUAUCAGAAUUUCCUGCCAGUGAUACAUCUUUUUGUGAAAGUGGAGUAGUUACAAUUAGAAAAAUUGUUAAAACUCAAAUAACUUCUGAACAGCAAGUAGAAAAAACAGAAUUUCCAAUACAAAAAGAUAUUACUCUUGAUUCAACUUUUCAGUCAGAAAUAAAGGAAAAGGAAGGGGAGGAAAAACAGCCUAUUCCAUCGCACUCUUCUAUUUCCUCAGAAAUGUUCCAUGAUGAUCUUCAGACAUUUAACAAGAAUACUUCCUCCAUGCCAGAGGGUACAGAUUCUUCCCUGAAUUAUCCUUGUUCUCCUGUUACCUCUGCUGUUCCUCAGACUGUUAGUUCUGACUAUGACAUAGAUGAACCAUCAACUUUACAUAAGGAUACUGAUGAAAGUACUGCUGUCUCUCAUGGGAUUGGUCCAGCAACAGGUAGCUAACAGACAAUGGUAUAGAUAUUAUGUGCAGUCUUUUUCGUCCAUUCUACAAUAUGUAACUAGAA